Messenger RNA from Glycine soja, 556 nucleotides. RefSeq names its product 40S ribosomal protein S29. Gene Ontology annotation, molecular function: zinc ion binding; structural constituent of ribosome. Gene Ontology annotation, biological process: translation. The coding region runs from base 218 to 388 and encodes 56 amino acids. The transcript has 3 exons. Lineage: Eukaryota; Viridiplantae; Streptophyta; Magnoliopsida; Fabales; Fabaceae. The record is from RefSeq and is a predicted model, not a curated record. Gene Ontology annotation, cellular component: ribosome; cytosolic small ribosomal subunit.
AGUGAAUUCAAAGGCCCAGUCAAGUGAGUGAUAAGCCCAUCAAAAGCUACAAGAUGAGAGUUGGGCUUAAACUUAGCCCAAUUGAUAUUUGACUUGAAGAAAAACCCUAAUUCGAGUAGUUGUCUAUAAAUUGAUAUCUGCAGAGUACAAAGAGGGUUCUCCUACAGAUUCUUCAGCAACUGCGAUUUUGGAUCGGAACCUCUUCUGCGGCGUAGCAAUGGGACACUCCAACGUUUGGAAUUCUCACCCAAAAAACUACGGUCCUGGUUCUCGCACUUGCCGAGUGUGUGGGAAUCCACAUGGAUUGAUCAGGAAGUAUGGCCUUAUGUGCUGCAGGCAGUGCUUCCGUAGCAAUGCCAAGGAAAUUGGCUUCAUCAAGUAUCGCUAAAAGAGCUGUUGUCACCUACGGACCAAUAUUAUGUUCUGGCACUAGGAUGUUUUGAAGAUGUUAUGUUUGAAGAAACUUGAGACUUGUUUUUUUCAUCUAUUUUAUUAUCAGACAUAAUGUGUGGAACGAAUAAUACUUUUAUAUAAAUUGUUUUGCACUAUUGGCCUC